Molecule: messenger RNA, 1531 nt
Organism: Eurytemora carolleeae
Lineage: Eukaryota; Metazoa; Arthropoda; Copepoda; Calanoida; Temoridae
Product: ABC transporter F family member 4
Exons: 14
Coding region: 131-1372 (413 amino acids)
Source: RefSeq, a predicted model, not a curated record
CCCUUGCGGAAUUGGAAAAUGCACAAACCCACCUCUUGAAGAUCAGGAAGAUGAACAAACUCUGAAUGCUGAUGAAUCUUGCAAUGAUAUUAGUUCCACUGGUGAUAAUCAACCUCAAAGAGGAGGAAAUAUGGUUGAUUUGGAUGGCCAAGAAGAUCCAACUGAGUCUUCACACAGUAAAAAGAAGAGAUAUGAAAAUAAUGAGGAGAAAAUUGAAGAAGAAGAUGAGGAGGAAACAGAAGAACCUACCAAGAAGAUGGGUAGAAAGAAAAAAACUUCCAAGGAAGAACCUGGCACUGAGUCAGAGAAGGUUGCGACAAAAUCCAAGGGAGGUCGAAAAAAGAAAGAAGCUGUGGAUAAUUCUGAAAAUGAUGAAGAUCUUGGAGAGAAGAGUUCUAACAAUCAGAACUCUGAAAAAUCACCAAGAGGCGAACAGAUUGAUGCUCCUGAGUAUGAUAUCGAGGAAGAGGCACAGAUUGCUGUGGAAGAGCCAGGCAUUGAUCUUGAUUUGGACAAAUCAGAAGAUGUAUCAAAAGUUGAAGGUGAAAACAUGUCCGACAAUCUAGACAACUCCUUAUUUAAGAUGCACAAGAAAUCUGCGGGGAAAAAUUCUUUUUCGCCGCAGAAAACUUUAAAUGGAACCCGUCUAAGAAUCAAAAGCAAGAGUGAUAAAGAGUUUGAUGUCCGUGAAUUCCUUAAACUGAAGUCAUUUCUCCUUUGUGGGUGCAAUUAUUUUUCUGAUGAUGGUGAUGAACAGUUUACUUGCGACUGUCAUGCUACUAUUCAGUUUAAUGAGAAGCUUACAGGAAAAGUUACUAACCUGUACAAGACACCGGAUGAAAGUGAAGAUUUUCUGCCAAUGUUCAAACCAGGGAAAUCAAGCUGGGACAAGAAAAGUCCCAACCAUGUUACUCUUCAAAUGUACACAAGUGAACACCCUGGAGUAAAGGGCCUAAAGGGAGAGAUUCGUAUAAGAGGGGAGAAGCAGAUUGAGAUGCACAAGAGACGGAAAGUUUUGUUUGUUUACAUCACAGCUGAAAUGGAUCUAACUCUAACGUGUUCAGUCAAAGUCUUGAAGAAGAUUAACUAUCGCAGUAACCCAGUCAAGUACAAGAAUCUAACAGUUGAUCUUAUCUACAAAGAAUCAGUUGAUCAAAGGAACAGGGAAGGGGAAAAGUCUCCGGAGCAUUUCAAGAAAGAAGAAGAUACCGAAAAUGAUGAGGAGGAGAAUGCAGAAGCACCUGAUAGUAAGGAUGCUUGUUCCAAGAAGGAUUCGGAGGAUGAAGAGGAGAAUGAGGAGAAUGUGGAGAAUAAGGAGGAUGAGGAGGGUGAGGAAGAUGAGGAAGAUGAGGAGGUGGAAAAUGAAGAAUAAUAGUUAUUUAUUUGAUCCAAAAUAUACUUCAAUGGAUGAUAUUGGCAGUUGACUCGGAUGUAGUAUUUUAGUUUUAAUAAGAUUUUAUAAUUAUUUUAGUAUUUCAACAUACAUGAUGUGAUCUUUAUUUAAACAAAUAUAAAUGAGAUUUUAGAUGUA